Molecule: messenger RNA, 7621 nt
Organism: Dicentrarchus labrax (European seabass)
Lineage: Eukaryota; Metazoa; Chordata; Actinopteri; Moronidae
Gene: hivep3a
Product: HIVEP zinc finger 3a
Exons: 8
Coding region: 1427-6826 (1799 amino acids)
Biological process (GO): regulation of transcription by RNA polymerase II
Cellular component (GO): nucleus
Molecular function (GO): DNA-binding transcription factor activity, RNA polymerase II-specific; RNA polymerase II cis-regulatory region sequence-specific DNA binding
Source: RefSeq, a predicted model, not a curated record
CUCGCGCUCCAGCUGUGCCGGGAUGUUGCCAGUGUGAAGCUAACUUCAAUAAGAUAAAUACAAAGCGGAUUUUAGGCGAUUUUACCUUCAUUAUAAUUGCGAUAAAUGUGACAACGGACAGGUUUUAACCAGUUUUUAUUAACAUAACUACAUUAGUCAUUCUCAUAUCUUUCGUUACCUUAUAUAAUGAGGAUAAUAACCUGGGUCUCAGAGCUAUUUUGUCGUUUAUUUCCCAUUGUGUAGGCUAUGGCUGUCGCCCCACGUACGUUUUGUGUUUUAUUAAAAGUGGAGGACAAUUGAACGUUACAUAGAUACGUUCACUGGUUUUUGUUUUAAAAAAGUUGUGGCCGGAAAUGCUGUUUUCUCUUUACCAUACAUUGACAGUGAUGAUGCUAGCGCGGUGGUAAAUUGCAUCAACUUACAAGGAGGAUUCAACCCGUCCCACUACCACCACAGCAUCUGGACUGGACCACUCACGUUAUAAGCCGGUAACAACUAAACCACUUCUCCAUAACAGGCUGAUAUAAGCGAAAAGAUACAGCAAUAGACCCGAGUUGACACGGUUAGAGAGCCACAUAUCAGCAGCUGGAGGUGUUAUGAUAAAUUAUCUGAGGUACUGUAUGGGGUGCUGCUGAAGAUGCCAGUAUCAAACUAGCUAAAAUGAAACAGGGCGUUUCCGGUCUAAAAUGUAACCAUUAAACCACUACGCACUGAAAGAAGCGCUGACCGAAACCAGUUGAAUGUGUUUGUAUUCACAACAGUUGUUAAAGCUGCAAAUACGUUUUAAAGUUUACUCAAAGACACGAAUAGCAUAUAAUGCUUUUAUAUCUGAGCUCCACUUGAGCUCUUCAGUCAACGCCCCGAGGCUUGUACUUUUCCGCUUUUAUUUUGAACGCCAUAUCUGUACAUUUCCGGUCUGGUCCUGACCCACCUCUGCUGACUUGACGCAGCUUGAGAAGCCGUGGCCGCACCGCAGAGAAGUGAAGUUGAGCAUCCUGCAGUCAUUCACAAUCGGAGGACAGCACCACCUGCUACCAGAUCUUUAUGUUGAGAAGACAGAAGAAUCACAUAUUCAACUGAGUCAACUGAGCAUCAGAGUGUGUGGCAGCAGGACUGGCUGAGUGCUUCAUGAUGGGAUAUUUUAGGUCAGCAUGGCAGAGGACUUCCUCCACAGCACACAACAUAUUACAGCUGCAUUCUUUGAUGCCACUGUUCUACAUUUGAUGGCAUCAUUCUGCUGUCAAGCAAUAGAGUUUAAGCAAAACAAGUGAAAAAUAUGAAGCGUGACAGUCUACUACAGUGGAUAUAAUUUGAUAGAAUUCACUCACAUUACACCCAUUAUCCAGUUAAUGAUUUGGCUUGAACUCUGUAGCCUGGCACAGGCAGACACAUCACACUUGUCUACCUGAGGCUGUCCUUCCAUUUUAUGGAGGCCUUGCAUAGUUCCCUGACGACUGGGGAGCAGUCCGGAGGUCAAGAGCAUUGUCAACCAGAGUCUCAUCAUCGAGGCCCGCAGCCUGAGUCUCCCUCCCAGCCCUGUGAGCAACCGGAAACUGGCUCCCCGAAGCCCCAUGGCACACUACAGCAACCAAAACAGUCCAGAAGACAGCAUCCUGAACGUAAACGUCUCAGGCACCAGCGGCAGAGCAUCGACUCGGAUACUGCGCUGGAACAGAAACAUGACGCAACAAAAGCUAGUUUGUCACCAGGAGUCUCAGCUUCCUCAGCAGGUGGCCCCACCAAGUCUAAACCAGAAACCCAGGAGGGGACCCCAAAACAGAAACGUGAGCGUAAGCCUCAGAGACCAGGCAAAUAUGUCUGCACUUACUGUGGCCGUGCAUGUGCAAAGCCUAGUGUUCUACAGAAACAUAUUCGCUCGCACACAGGUGAAAGACCCUAUCCCUGUGCCCCAUGUGGCUUCUCUUUUAAGACCAAGAGUAACCUGUACAAACACCGCAAAUCGCAUACACACAGGGUGAAGGCAGGUCUGGCACUUGCAGAGCCGAGAUCUUUAGAGGAACAAGUCACUGAGUCAGAGGAUGAAACCAGACAGUUAUCAUCAGCAUCUUCUCACACAGAAAGACAAAGCAGUGUGGCCUCAAUCAAGAGUCAUGAAACAGAUAGGGCCAAAGAUUGCACUGGAGGAAAGGAUGACUCUUACGCAGUGAAAAAAAGACUGGCCCUGCGUCUAAGUAGAGGAAAACAUGGUCCCCGAGACUCAUCUGAUGAAAGGGCCUCAUCUCUAAUUUUAGGGAGUAAAGGCAGCACAGAAUCUGGCUAUUUCUCUCGCUCUGAAAGUACUGAGCAGCCACAGGACAGCCCCCCAAACACAAGUGCCAAAAGCUAUGCAGAGAUCAUCCUCGGCAAGUAUGGACGCCUCGGACACCUGCAGAGGAUGCCUCGGCACCAUAACCAGCAGCCCUCUGGUCCAGAGGACAAAACCAUCCCAUUCACAGUCCCCAAAAAGCAAGUCAUUGACCAUAUCACCAAACUCAUCACUAUCAACGAGGCAGUGGUUGACACCAGUAAAAUUGACAGUGUAAAACCAAGGAGAUUUUCGCUCUCCAGAAAGAAUAGUUCAGAGUCUCAAAAGAGUUCAUCUAUGAAAGAACCGCUUAUUCAUAGCCCUAAAGCUGGAGAUCUGGGCUAUAAAAACAGUGGCUCCAUCACCAUGGGAGUCCCAUGUGAAAAAUUUCAUCAUCCACCCCUAAAUGUGGAGCAACCAGCUGGCCAAACAUCAGCCCCUCUGGUUAGAAGUCACUCUAUGCCAUCUGCAUCUGACACCUCCAGUGGUGGCCCCAGUAAGUUCCGCUUAAGUCAGUCCUUUGAUGAACGACCGCCUUCUGAAAGGCAGGCAUCCCGUCGCUAUGGGAUGCUAAGACGGCAGCCAGCUAUUGAAAUCCCACCUGGUGCUGAACUUACAAAAGAGGAGCAAGAGGGUUCUCAUUCAUUUUACCCUGACAGCGUAACCACUGUGCCUGACCACAAGCAAAGUCAACCGCAGCCAUAUGAGUGUGAGGCCUGUGGCACUGGAUGCAAAGAUUGGGAAGGUUAUAAGAAACACAAGCAAAGCCUGUGCUUAGCACAUCAUCCCAGAAAUGAGGUGGUAAUUAGUCAAAUGGAGAGCUCACAGUUAAUUAACCAUGCAGUCAGAGCAGGAGCUUCAGCAAUGCGCAAGAGAAGAAAAGAAGAGAGCUUUGAAUUUGAUGACCCCUCUUCUCCUUCAUUACCCUCUCCUGACCUCUUUUCAGGACAGUGUAAAGAUGAAAGCAAUGUAGUCUAUGACAGCCCCAGAAGACCUACACUGCAAACCUGUUCAGUAAUUCAGCAUACUAGUUCAUUUGAAAAACAGGAAUCUUUGUGCAAUGAGAAUCAAGGCACUGAGGCAACAAAAAACUCUCCGCCUCAUGAAGAAUAUCAACUGGUGCCUCAGAAACAGCCCCAACAACAGUCGGCAAAACUAACAAACCGGAAGCUGGUCCGCCAACACAAUGUGCUGGUUCCAGAAAUACUGGUCACAGAGGAUUCCAACAUGAGCACAGGGACCGGAGUAGAGCCAGCAUCCACAGCAAAACAUUCAGAGAAACCUGAUGAAUUUCAGUGGCCACAGAGAAGCCCCUCUCUGGCCCAGCUUCCUAUUGAAAAGCUUCCUCCAAAGAAGAAGCGCUUACGUCUAGCCGAGGUUGCCCAGUCGUCCGGUGAAUCCAGUUUUGACUCUAUAUCCCUCCCCCGCAGCCCUAGUCAGGAUAGUAGUACAUCUUAUGCAUCCAGUCGUUCCACAUCCUUUGAAGAGUCAAAUAGACCAGACAUGGAGAUAGCAACACCACUGCGGAGAUCGAGAGCUCCUCACAUGUUGACAGUGCCUGGGGUUCAUCAGCAUAGGGAGAUGAGGCGCUCAGCAUCAGAGCAGGCGCCUCAUGACCCACAACCAAGUGUCCUAAUGGCUGAGACCCGCAGUAAGUCUUUUGACUAUAGUUGUCUGUCCCCUGAGCGCUCUGCAGUUGGCUGGAGGGAAAGAAGAAAAUGUCUCCUCAUGAGACACACUGCUAUCAGAGAUCCAGAUGAGGAGGAAGAGGAGCAGUGUACCAUACUGAGCCGUAGUCCUCAACAUGUCAGCCCUAGCACAUCUUCUCAAGCAAGCCCGACUUCUGUGUACUGCAGUAGGUCCCCUACUUCUCCUUUAUCAGGUGACACAGUCUUGCAUAAUCCAGCCAAAUUACAAUGCAAAGAGAUCUUCUCUCAGUGGAAACUCAGUCAAAAUAUUCAGUUGAAAGGCAGCACAGAACUCUCCCUUACUCACUGCCCAUCUGUUGAUCCUGUAAAAGAAGAGGCCUCACACAUCCAUACAGGACAGCCACCUCCUCAAGCACCACAACCCUAUCCUACACAUGGACCAUCCGGGGCAGCCAGAGCUCGCUACCUCCCUAUGUCUACAGGGCUGAAGCUAGAGAUUCCUUUACUACAUGAUGAUCAUUCAGAGGUUCGAGUAAGUCACUCCCACAUCCAGCACUCUGUCCCUCACAUCACUUCCAGUCUGGAAUUACUGAGACCAGUCACAUCUCCAGCAGUAGCAGUGCGUCUCCAAACAGACACCCUCACCCUAGCAUGUGCCAUAUACACCACAUUGUCUCAGUCCACCUCCCCCCAGCCCCAGGAGAAGGUUGAUACUUUUCCACACAACGUAGGUAACCCAGCAGCUGGUUACAGAGACCAUAGGAACACGAGUCCAGACCAUGACUUGUGGUCCGACGAUGGCCUGAGGAUAUCAGGCUCAGGGGGCAACAAGCGGAUGCUUUCCCCCUCAAACAGUAUAGAGAUCCUCCCUGAGUCUCAGCAACAGCAGAAACGAGUAAAAGAAGAAGAGGAGAGGGAGGGGGGAUGUGCUGACAAGGCAGCAGUGGACACGUGCAAUCAGGAACUCAAAGGGGAGAAUCAGUCAUGUCUGCCCAGCGUUUGUACUCCCAUCACACAUGUUGGGCCAUCAUUUCCCAGUUUGCUGUCCGGCACCUGUAACAGCUGGUGCUAUUUGAACUACAUUAAACCAAACCCUUCUACUCUGGAUGAACAGAAGCCCUCUGUGUAUUCAUCGUGGUCGACUAGCGGCUAUGACCCCAACCCACCCGGCCUCUCCAGCAAGACUGCUCUGUCUCUGCUGCACUGUAAGCAGAGGCUCAGUCCCUCCAUCUACACCACAUCCCAAAUGUCAGUCAGGACAGCUGAGUCAAUGGAGCAAGAGGAAAACAAAAGACCAUGCUCCACUGAGGUCUACAUCAGCCAGUUAUACUGCAGAGACCAUGAGGAAACAAGGAAGGGACAGCAGUCAGCAGAUGACAACAGGUCAAACCGAAGAGAGGAGAAGGAGGAAGAGGAGAAGAAGGAGGAGGAAGUACAGUCAUGCUCCAUCAAUAAACAACCUUCCGAAGUUUGGAUCUCUGAGAGUGGAUCAAAUGAGAAGUAUGCAAUCACGUGCGGUGGAAGUGGAGGGAAGUGCCAAUGUGAGGAUUGUGGAUUCCACCUUAAGAAUACCAGUAUCCUGCACACCUGCACCCAUUGCAUCACAGAAUCGCCACCAUAUACCUGCAAGCAUUGUAACGUUUCCGUCAAAGCCAAGGGAAUACUCGCUGGGCACCUGAGAUCUAAGGCACAUGGAAAAGAAAUCUGUUGUUACCCAGAUGGCACAAAUGAAGGAGUCUGUGAAGAACCUUCAUUUCAUAAACGAAAAGAUCAUCGGUACUCUGAUCUGGGGAAGGGUGGACAUGAUGAGGGUGCCAAUGCAAAGGACAAGGAUGGCAGAUGUGAUGAAGACCGAUCCAAGGCGGCUGAAAGCUCUCACACCACCUCCUCUGACAGCGAGACAUCUCAUCCAGGAGGGCAGCCGAUGGAGCCUGAACCCAGCCAGUCUGCCCCGCUUCCCUCCAAGGAUUCUACCCAGAAGAGCUCGGCCAGCACCAGGAGGGCCCUGUUUGCCCGCCGACGCCUUGACGCUUCAGCUUCGGCGUCCUCCGGAGGCUCCCAUUCUCCAAGUGCCCCAUCCCUGAUUCCACAGAGGGAGCCGUCUCCACCUCGCAGCCCAUCACCCAGGCCUCACCAGUCCCCUGCUCCCCCUUCCUCUCUCUCGCCAUCCAGUUGCCAUGUCUCAACCUCCGCCCUGAGACCAGUCUCCCCUGUUAGAGGUCUUUCUCCUAGAAUAGUCCAGUCCCAUGGAUCUGAGUCCUCUGGGCCUCCAGGCUCCUUGGCGGACACUUCUUCUCAGUGUCACCCAAGAGACCGACCUUCUACAGCAAGACUGUCCAUGGAUGAUGUUGGUCUGACCCCACAUCCCACGCGGCCUCGGGGAGCCCACAACCUCCUGAGUCACCUCCCUCUGCACUCCCAGCAGUCAGGCAGGGCCCCGAGCCUCCUGAUUCCCAUCGGGGGGAUUCACAUGAUUCAGCCCAGGUCCCUGCUCCCUCUGUACAGCCUGGUGAGCAGCCCCGCGCCAGCCACGACUAACCCCGCAGGGACAUCCUGGAGACUGAGUGACGCUCCAAAGGGGAGGCUUUCUCUGCUGCAGCGCCAGGAUACUCUCAAAGAGACGUCGCCCCGCAGUCCAGCCAGCCCGCCGGACCCCGAGGCGUUAGGGGGAGCGUCCGGGAGCAGCCCAUCGGACGCCCUGUUGCGCAGAAAGAAUCGAGGGUGCUUCGGCAUACAGCAACCGUCGAGUCCCGGGACGGAGACUUGGCGUCCUGAGGUAAACACAGAUGCACAGAGAGUCACAGAAAGGUGUGUUUACCCCGAGACCACCCAAGGCCAAAAAAAGGCUCCUUCCUCCCAGACACAACUCUGAUAGGAGGGAGAGUCUGACAGUCUGGGACAGUGCAAAAGUCUACAAAGCAGUCUGUUGUAAAAACACAGCACUGGUUUGGAGACCGGGGACAAAAGGCAAGAGCACUUCAGCACCGCUUCUGAAUGACGCUAUUAUGUAAUUAUAUGAAUAAUAUAUAUAGACACUAUGUUAGAUAUGCAGUAUGUUUUGUAAAUCUUUUUUUACCCUCUUGUUUGAUGUCAUCGGUGUUAAUUUAUUUAUGUGCUAUUAUGCAAAUUCUGUACUAUAUGCAAAAGCAGCUGGAAUGAAAAUAGACAAAGUUUUAAUCAGUUUCCCUAUUAACCCCUUUGACAGCUCUAAUAUACUAUUGCUGUGUUAAUGUACUGUAUUACCAAAAUGGAUAUAGAAAGGUACUACAAAUAUUUAUUCACCCCGACCAGUAUUUUGAAGUGCAAUUUUAUGUCGAGAUCGUGGUUUGAAAUGUCAUUCUUAAAAGGCUGUGAUUAUUAUUAUUUGUCAGUUUCUUUUUGUUGUUGUUCUUGUCGUCUUUGUUUGUGUUCAAAGAAGCAGGGUUACGAUCACCUCCUUUUCUAAUGUCUUUAGGAAAAGAAGUUUCAGAUCAAGACAUUUGGAGUGCACUGACAAAUAAUUUGAUAUCCAGAGGAAACCUGUUUCACGUACAUGGUAGCUACGGUGCAGUUUUUUUCAUAAACAGAUACAUGUAUUUUUGUGUUGUUGCUUUUAUAAAUGAUACAAUCACUUUGUCAUUUUCAUGUUUACCAUUAAACUUCUCAUUUUUACAGAUUUAUAUUAAAA